Protobothrops mucrosquamatus (brown spotted pit viper) is the source of this 3997-nucleotide messenger RNA. RefSeq names its product CD2 associated protein (gene CD2AP). The coding region runs from base 1 to 1896 and encodes 631 amino acids. Gene Ontology annotation, molecular function: protein binding. NCBI's taxonomy places the organism in Eukaryota, Metazoa, Chordata, Lepidosauria, Squamata, Viperidae. The transcript is spliced from 18 exons. The record is from RefSeq and is a predicted model, not a curated record. Gene Ontology annotation, cellular component: vesicle; cytoplasm; cell leading edge.
AUGUUCAUUAGCACAGUUGAAUAUAUUGUGGAAUAUAAUUAUGAUGCUGUACAUGAUGAUGAGAUAACCAUUCGAGUUGGUGAAAUCAUAAGGAAUGUGAAAAAGCUUGAAGAAGAAGGAUGGCUAGAAGGAGAACUAAAUGGAAAAAGGGGCAUGUUCCCUGAUAACUUUGUUAAGGAAGUUAAGAGAGAAACUGAAUCUAAAGAAGAUGGUUUGCCAGUCAAAAGGGAAAGGCAUGGAAAUGUGGCCAACCUUGUUCAGCGUAUGAGUACUUACGGUUUUCCAACCGGAGCAUUCCAGCCUCAGGGCAAAGGCUUCAGAAGAAGGUCAAAAAAGCGUCCAUGUAAAGUUCUAUUUGAAUAUACUCCUCAGAAUGAGGAUGAGUUAGAACUGAAAGUAGGCGACAUUAUAGACAUGAAUGAAGAGGUGGAAGAAGGCUGGUGGAGUGGGACUUUAAAUGGCAAGACAGGCCUUUUUCCUUCUAACUUUGUAAAAGAACUAGAGGUAACAGAUGAUGGAGAAAUACAAGAAAGCUUAGAAGACACAGAAUCUGUUUUUCAUGGACCACAGUCUCCUGCAACCUCACCAGGAAAUGGUAGUGAGUCUCCACAAAUAGCACAACCAAAGAAAAUCAGAGGAGUUGGGUUUGGAGAUAUUUUCAAAGAAGGCUCAGUAAAACUUAAGCCGAGAUUGUCUAGUAAUGAUUCAGAAGAAAAAAAACAAGAUAAGCCAUUACCUAAUCUUCCAUCUGGACCAAAAGUAACCUCGCUCCCUGGCACAACAAAAUCAGAAAUGGCAACAGAAAUAGCAAAAGUAGAAAUGGAAAGCAAACAAAAACAUGAAUUUCUGCAAGGAUAUGCUCAUGGGGAAAAAAAUGAAGCCAGGAAGUACAAAGACACUGGGGAGGAAGGAUGGUGGAGAGGCUUUCUUAAUGGUAAAGAAGGAGUUUUUCCAGAUAACUUUGCAGUUCAGAUUCAUGAAUCUGAUAAAGAUUUCCCUAAGCCAAAGAAACCACCACCUCCUGCAAAAGGUCAAGGUUCUAAGGCUGAUCUUCUACCUGUGGAGAAGAAGUUUCCUCAUCUCAGGAAUGAAGAAAAAGAUGAAAAACCAGUGUUGGAUCAGAAGACAUCUAAACCAGUGGCUCCCCGAGUACCACCAAAAAAGCCUGUCCCUCCAAACAAGACUAACAGCCUAUUAAAAGCCGGGAUGUUACUUUCAAAAUGGCCAGAUAAGACAGUUUUGCAACCACCCGUUUCUAAGAUAAAUGGGGAAAUUGCAUCCUGGAGGCCAAAGUCUGAAAUUGAGCCAGCAGUGAAACCAAAGAUAGACUCUGAACAGUUACCAUUGAAAUCAAAAUCAGUAGAGGUAGACUCAGUCGCACUACGGAACUUGAAAGAAACAGAACUUUUAAGUUUUGAUGAUCUAACACCUACCUCAGAUAAUUUAUCACAUCCCACUGCAAAUAGACCAAAGAUGCCUGGCAGAAGACUUCCUACUCGCUUCAAUGGCAAGAAUCCUCCUGCUCAGACUCAAAACAUAGAAAAAAAUGUGAAGGUGCAUAAAGAGGAAGAAGAAAGUGCCAAAUUAAAAUUAUCUGAGGGUAAAAAGCCAUCAAAACUUAUUUCGCCAGUUCUGACUUCAUUACCACGACCAGGUUCUAUUGUAAUAAAUGCUGGAGAAGUGAAGCUCAGCCAGGAAACAGAUGAAGGGGAAAAACAUUCACUGGAAGAGCUAAGGUCUCAGAUCUUUGAUCUCUUGUUGACUGUAGAAAACUUGAGAAAAGAACAUGGGAAACAACUGGAAAAACUGAAAAAAGACUUGGAAGAAGAAAAGCAGAUGCGAAGCAACCUAGAGAUGGAAAUAGAAAAGCUCAAGAAAGCUGUCAUCACUACAUGAAAGACGCAUACUGUGGAUCCUUAAUGUGCCAGGAUUUCAGAAUCAGAAAUGAAAUUGACUUUUUAAAACCUCAAGCCAACGGAUGAUAGCAUUCCAUUAAAAAAAUCUGAAUAUAAUCUUAUUUAUAUUUUGUGAGCUAUGAGAAAAAAAUGGAUAGCUUUUUCAUUUGUUUCUUGCCAAUAUAGGAGAGGCCUUAUUUCUUACUGUGCAGUAUGGCAGGGUUUGCUUGAGAAUACUACUGAAUCUGUAUAAAAGAGGGGUUCUUAGUAUAUUUUUAUUGAAUAUACCCUAAUUUUAAGAGAUCUGUAUUAUAAACAAGGCAAUAUAACUUUGAAAAUAAACUGUAAAAUAUAUAGUAUAGGAGAGAGGAAAAUGGUAUAGUUUUGUACAGUUACUACUCUAUUCACCAUGCUAAAGGGAUUGUGGUGUUAAUCAUAUGCUGUUUUAUUGUUCAGGUCUUUUGAGUUUGUUCUCACUAUGAAGCAGAAGGAUUACCAAACCCUAGCACUAUGAUAUUGUAAUAUUUCCUUACCUGAGGAUUCAGAGUACAGUACUGUGAUUCUUGCACUAUAGAAUUUAUGGAAAGGAUCUAUAAUUAGGACACAUGGACACAUACAAACACAUGGAUACUUAAAAUAAAAAAAUCAAGGCAUAAAAUUGAGACAAUCCUAUAGUAUGACAUUUUUUCUAAUUACGGAAUGUGACAUGUUAAAUAUUCUCUUGAGUGUUUCAUUUCUUUUUACAAAUUAUAAUCUAACACUACAAUUUUAUCAGCUUUAAAAUGCUUUGCACUAAUAAUUGUAACAUUUUAAAAAUCUAUAACUUAAAACUUAUAACAAAAUGUUUAAAGCUGCCAGUUUUCUAAAUGCAGUCUUAAAAUAAGGGUAUAUCAUCUACAUAGUUGUUAAAGUAUUCAGUAAAUCAAUAAUAAGUUUUUAAAUCAAUAUUUGGCUUAUGCUUUAGAAUUCAAAUUGAAUUACUGUAUAUGUUGAACAAUGUUUCUUUGAGUCAUCUUGUUUAAGUUAUUUCUACAGCCUAAAAUCCAGGUUUUUUUCUGUAAAGAAAAAGCGAACUUCUUCAGUGCUCUGUUCAAGCCAAAGAUAAAAAUAUAAUUCAGCCCUUUUUUCUUCUAGCAUUGCUAUCCUAAAAUUUUAUAGAAAGAGGGAACUGUUUCAUGAAUGAUUUUAGGCUUGUUUUAAGAGAGUGAAAAGUUUUGAUGCCUUUGUCCUGUUUUAUAUGGCAUUAAUAUUUUGUCUUAUUUGGAUGUGAGCAAACCAUGUUGGUGUUCUUAACAUAAAAGAAUAAGAUUUCUAAUUCCAAGUAUAAAUCAGUGGAUGAAAAUUGGAAAUGAAAACAUAGGUGUAUAAAAUCAUGAUGACUGUUUGCUUACUAUAUGGAUACAGAGCUAAUAACAUAUCUAAUAUAUCACUUAAUGAUCAUCCUCUGUUGCCAGUUUUCCUUAAUAAUCAUAGUAAUAAAUAAUGUUCUCAGAUUAUUAACUUCUAGCUCAAGAUUCGUUUUAUACUAAUUUAUAAAGAGAUUAAUAAUUCUUGGCUUAAUAGACAAAAUAUUCAUUUGUGUGUUUAUUGGGCUCCUCAUUUUGCAGAGAAUUCAGAGCUGGGAGGGAUGUUUUGUCUUGAGCAGAUCUUUUGCAAGUAAUCCCCUGCAAAACUCAGUUGGGAGAAAGAGAAACAAGCCACCUUCUUCAACAAGCAUGGUGGACUGACAGACAAAAAAAUUGUCCAUCCUCCAAGAUACCUAAAGUACCAUUGUAUUUUGUUGCUGCUGUCCUAUCUAAAAAGUAGUCAGAAAACCUCCCCCCCCCUUUUUUUUUUUCUUUGUCAUAGGAAAAACAAGCUUUUUUAUUUCCUUGAAUAACAGCAGUUACACAUUCUAGGUGUCCUUUCAAAACCACAAUUUUGCAGAAUAGAAGCUUAGAAGCCACCUGCCUUUUCUCUCCCAAUGCUCAUUAAAGUAUUAUUUUUUUCAGUACACGAUAGCUUUUUGAAAGCAGCUUCAGCCCUGGCUUUCUAUUAUCUUUAACCUCCACCCCUCACUUCACAUUACAAAAUUGAGAAAGCAUGGGGAAUUUUAAAAUGUG